UUGCAUUUUGAAAACGAUCUCACCCCGUCCAAGAUCAAGAUCCCUUCGCACAAAUGAAGUGUUAGCUAAAUGUGAGCUGCUCGUGUUACAGCACUCAAGGCUAGGCUUCUCACCACCGGUGUUUGUGCACCACCAACUGUAGUCUUUCCCCGUGCUGACGCUUGGUCCCAUUCCGAUAAUAACAAGGCGUACUGAAAGGUGCCAAACCAUGGGAGACCAGUCCGCGGCGGAGUUGCUACCCGCGCUUGAAAACAUCGCUUCAAUUCUGCUGAAGCGUUGUCACCAGGCUGCAACUAUGAAGUGCAAGCCAUUGGAUCGUUUGACGGAGGAUGAGUUUCAUGACAUUGUAAUCGGCUCUGGCUUGAUUCCACAGAACAGCAUGCACUAUGUUCCCUUGCUGCGUAACCUCAUGCUUAUUGAGAUCCAGAAGAACCCCUCUUUACUGGCGACCAUGUCGGAAUCGCAACAGCCGCUUCAACGCCAGAAGUUGCUGCAACACCAGCAACAGCAGCAACAACAACUUCUUCAGCUGCAACAGCAGCAGCAAUUGCAACAACAGCAGCAGCAGCAAUUACAACAACAACAGCAGCAGCAUUUACAACAACAACAGCAGCAGCAACAACAACAACAGCAGCAGCAACAACAACAGCAGCAGCAGCAGCAAUUGCUGGCACAGCAGCAGCAACGCCAUCCUAUGCAGACGCGGAGCCAGGGCAUCCCACUGCAGCAUCAGCAGCAAGCAAUUAGCAACCCCCUGGACAGUUUAUCCUCACCGGAGUCAACCAAGAUGGACAGUGAUGACAGCUGUGGAUCGGAGGGAUUUGGCAGCAUGACACGUCAGCACGAUGACUUGGAAGAUGAGCGCAAGUGGCUCAACAUCCAGCGCUUGCCGUCCGGCAUGUACCGUGUCAACGAUCGUUUGUAUUUCGACACCAGGACUUAUGCCGGGUUCAACUUUGUUGGUCGCAUGCUGGGUCACGGUGGCUGUACUAUCAAACGCUUGGAGAAGCUAACGUUGUGCCGCAUGCAGAUCCGCGGCAAGGGCUCCAUCCGCAACCCUGCUGAUGAGGCACGUCUACGCAAGGAGACUGGUCAUGAGCAUCUCAAGGAAGAUCUUCAUAUCAUCUUCGAAGCGGAGGAUGUCGACGAAGCCCAGGCAGUGAUGCGUAUCAAGAAUUGCCGUCAAUUCCUUGUCCCCUACAUGCAGCCCACGUCGGAGGAGAGCCUGUCACUGAAAGCUGAACAGGAGCGAGAAGCACUCACUGGGAAACUGAAGCUAUUGGCUGGUAGCAGUCAGGUGACAAAGUCAACUGAGAGCAUUCCAGCAGUCACGCAGGCCGCCACCAGCCUGCCGAAGCCCAGUGCGAUUGCCCUGCAGCCUGAUGCCAAACCCUUUCAGCCAUCCAGCACACUCUCGUCGUGCUUCCCAACGUCCACUGCCGACAUGGUGUCCACAACGCAGACCGAGCUGCUUGUGCAGCAACAGCAACGACUUGCGGUGCAAAGCCACUUGAUCAACCAGCAGCAGCAACAGCUACAGCAGCUGAUUACCAAUCAAACUCAACAACAGCAGCUUCAACACAAUAUGGUGCUGCGUAGUGCACUUGCCCGUAGUACUGCUAGCUCUGGCAUUCUCACCGCCGCUGCCCAGCCCACUGUCAUGUCGACUACGAUGUCGCGUACAGUCGAAACUCAAGCAACGACGAUGAGCGUAGGACUGCUCCAGCACUCGUCCUCAAGCAAUGAAGACUGUUGCAACUCGACAGUUAAUGUCGCCGGUCGUCCGUACAGCCUUCGCCGUGAUUCGUCAUUGCCUAUUCCGUGCGCGACACCGCCCAAGGCUACCUCAUCUCGCUACAGCACUGUUGAUGAUGACUUCAUUAUGGGCUAUGCGGAAACUAGUGACUAUGGCAGCUGCUCGGACGGCAGCGGCACUCCAACUGGAACUGACGACGUCUUCCAUCGCACUGACUUCUUCGGAAGCAACAAGGAGAACGAUGACAGUGGCAAUCACAUGAUGUUGAGGAAGUCAUUUGCUCGGACGCCAGGGGCUGGACGCAAGACGAACGUCGGCCCGAAGUUUCGCCUUCGUUCCUCGCCAAUCUUCUCGCCCCGGAACAAUCUCAUGUUGCCCGAGGGGAAGUUACCUGGCUGGUCCCCGCUAGAUGGUGGUCCUCUUCGUGUCCUCCGUGACCGCAAAGGCAAGACGCUGUCGUACGAGUCACCAAAGCCGAUGUUUUCAACGGGUCGAAGACGCAGCACGAGGCUAUCGAACCGAGUCUAGUUGUACGUGAGCAUGUGUACGCGGCGUGUGCUGUGUGACAUUGUCUUGAGAGUGCGUUUGUUUUAAAGUCGUUCUGCAUUGCACACUGGCUGUGACAUGCAAGAGUUCUCAUCGCCACGAGAAUGUUUAUACUAUUUUUGCUUGUCCUAAUUUCCAUGUAUGUGUAGGCAGUGCUCACACGUACUGUCUAUACGUUUUAUUCAUUGUCUGUAUGUUCGUUUCAUUUCCUUCUUCAUGCCUCAUUGAAUAGCAAUACCCUCCUUCCUUUUACCUCCACCUAUAUUCCAUCCUUUCCCUGGGGUAGCUUAACACUACCCCAGGCAAGCCUUUGUUUCAGUCCCCAGCUUCAACAACAAGUUGUGUUGGAGUGCACAUCUGUGCAGUGCCACUCGUGUCCCGCCGUGCGUCUAUCCGCCGCUUUUUUUCCCCUGUUGUGUGGAUCCACUCCCAUUGCCCCUUGCUAACGUUUCCUCACCGUUCUAUCUCUGACAUUGGAUUGGACCCUUGUUGUUAUUGUUGUUGUGUUUAUGGUCUUUAUCGUCACUGUAUCUCUAUCUCUAUGACUGUAUCCGAUCUGUGCAAUGUUUUUAAACUCAAUGCAGCGCCCCUUGCACUCUCCAGCCGUUAAUUGAUCAUAACUAACUUAACUCGUGUCACCCAUCUUUCAGCCAGGCGUCAGCAAGCUAGCUGUGGGUUGUUCAUUUUUUUCUGCUAUUAGCAUUGUUUGUAAACGAUCUCCUCAUCUCUCUCUCUCUCUUUCUUUUUUUUCUUUUUUUUUCUUUCUGAGCUAUUCAUACAGUAACACACUUGAAGAAUUAAGUCCUAACAACCAUAACUUCACGUUCUUUUCUUUCUUUCCUCUUCAAUGGAUCUUUCUCAACGACCGUACCCAGAUCUAUGACUUGAAUAAACGUUUGAACUCCGCUUCCCAACACUCCGACCUGAA
Messenger RNA from Sycon ciliatum, 3230 nucleotides. RefSeq lists its product as uncharacterized. The coding region runs from base 209 to 2284 and encodes 691 amino acids. Gene Ontology annotation, molecular function: mRNA binding. Gene Ontology annotation, biological process: regulation of mRNA splicing, via spliceosome. Gene Ontology annotation, cellular component: nucleus. Lineage: Eukaryota; Metazoa; Porifera; Calcarea; Leucosolenida; Sycettidae. The transcript is spliced from 7 exons. The record is from RefSeq and is a predicted model, not a curated record.